Messenger RNA from Aspergillus puulaauensis, 2163 nucleotides. RefSeq names its product MCM DNA helicase complex subunit MCM5 (gene MCM5). The transcript has 3 exons. NCBI's taxonomy places the organism in Eukaryota, Fungi, Ascomycota, Eurotiomycetes, Eurotiales, Aspergillaceae. Gene Ontology annotation, molecular function: DNA replication origin binding; single-stranded DNA helicase activity; ATP binding. The record is from RefSeq and is a predicted model, not a curated record. Gene Ontology annotation, biological process: DNA replication initiation; DNA replication; double-strand break repair via break-induced replication. Gene Ontology annotation, cellular component: MCM complex; nucleus. The coding region runs from base 1 to 2163 and encodes 720 amino acids.
AUGGACAGACGUACACCUUAUACACUGAGCGUUCUUGCUCCCAGCACUGACGGUGCCGACGAAUCUCGCACACAAAUCCAGGCCAGACUGCGGGAGUUCAUUUUGGAGUUCCAGCUGGAUAAUGCUUUUAUCUACCGAGAUCAAUUACGCCAAAAUGUUCUCAUCAAGCAGUACUACUGCGACGUCGACAUUGCCCACCUGAUUUCAUACAACGAAGAAUUGGCCCACAAGCUCACGACCGAACCUGCGGAUAUCAUCCCCCUCUUCGAAAGUGCUCUGCAACAAUGCACACAACGAAUCGUCUACCCCUCGCAGCGUGAUGUUGUGCUCCCAUCCCACCAACUACUCCUCCAUUCCUCCGCCACCCACAUCUCCAUUCGUGACUUGAACGCAACAAAUAUCUCCCACCUUGUCCGCAUUCCAGGUAUCGUAAUUGGCGCCUCAACGGUGUCCUCCAAAGCCACAACAGUCCAUAUUCGUUGCAAAUCUUGCGACCAUGCCGACAACAUCCGGGUCGACGGUGGAUUCUCUGGUCUCACUCUUCCCAGGCGGUGCGGCCGCAAGCGGGACCCCGGUGACCAUGAGCCUGGCGAUCAAUGUCCACUUGACCCUUACGUUGUUGCUCACGAAAAGUCUCAAUUCGUUGACCAGCAAGUGCUUAAACUCCAAGAGGCGCCCGAUCAGGUUCCAGUUGGUGAAUUGCCACGACACGUUUCUAUCUCUGCCGACCGAUACCUCGCCAACAGAGUCGUCCCCGGCUCCCGCUGUACAGUGAUGGGUAUUUUCUCUAUCUAUCAAAAAGGAGGAAAGAAGGAUGGUGGUGCGGUGGCCAUUCGUACUCCCUAUCUGAGGGCAGUCGGUAUCGCGACAGACCUCGAUCAUACUGCCAAGGGUAGCUACCUAUUCUCAGAAGAGGAGGAGCAAGAAUUUCUUCAACUCAGCCGCCGUCCCGAUUUAUAUGACGCUCUUGCGCGGAGCAUUGCUCCUUCAAUUUACGGAAACUUGGAUAUCAAGAAAUCUAUCGUUUGUUUGCUUAUGGGAGGCUCGAAAAAGAUUCUUCCUGAUGGCAUGAAACUUCGUGGAGAUAUCAACGUCCUUCUUCUGGGUGACCCCGGUACGGCCAAAUCUCAAUUGCUCAAGUUCACGGAAAAGGUCUCGCCCAUUGCCAUCUACACCUCCGGUAAGGGUUCGUCCGCCGCCGGUCUAACGGCUUCUGUACAAAGAGAUCCGGCUACGCGCGAGUUCUACCUCGAAGGUGGUGCAAUGGUUCUUGCUGACGGAGGUGUGGUGUGUAUCGAUGAGUUCGAUAAAAUGAGAGACGAAGACCGAGUUGCCAUUCACGAAGCCAUGGAACAGCAAACGAUAUCUAUCGCCAAGGCCGGUAUCACCACCAUCCUCAAUUCAAGAACAUCCGUACUGGCCGCUGCAAACCCUGUAUUCGGGCGAUACGAUGAUCUUAAGACCCCCGGUGAAAACAUCGAUUUCCAAACUACCAUUCUCUCCCGUUUUGAUAUGAUAUUCGUCGUCCGCGACGACCACGACCGCACCCGCGAUGAGAACAUCGCACGUCACGUCAUGGGAGUACACAUGGGUGGCAGAGGCGUUGAAGAACAAGUCGAAGCCGAGAUCCCGCUUGAGAAGAUGAAGCGAUACAUCAGCUACUGUCGCAGCCGCUGUGCGCCCCGUCUCUCACCCGAGGCAGCAGAGAAGCUCUCAUCCCAUUUCGUCUCGAUCCGUAAGCAGGUCCACCGUGCUGAGCUUGACGCCAACGCGCGAUCCUCAAUCCCCAUCACAGUCCGUCAGCUAGAGGCCAUUGUCCGUAUCACCGAGUCACUUGCCAAGUUGGCCCUCCAGCCCAUCGCAACCGAGGCUCACGUCGAUGAAGCCAUUCGCAUCUUCCUCGCGUCGACAAUGGACGCCAUCACCCAGGGCGAGGGCCAAGGCAGCAAAGAGAUGAUGGAGGAAGUCUCGAAGAUCGAAGACGAAUUGAAGCGCCGACUCCCUAUUGGAUGGAGCACGAGUCUUGCAACACUGCGACGCGAGUUUGUCGAUGGACGAGGCUACACGGAACAAGCGCUCAACAGAGCGGUUAUUGUUCUGCAACGGAGGAGCACUCUCCAAAUUCGCUCUGGAGGAUCACAAGUAUACCGACAGGGUGUAUAG